AUGGAAAGAGCAGCUGGCUUGAUAUCAAAGGAUACUGUUCGGUGGGUGAGCUUGAUCGCUCACGGAAGGCUUAAAUGUUUGGACGUGCGACCACCGAAAGAAUUUCAAAAGCGACAUCUCUAUGGAUCUGUUAAUAUCCCUAGUACUACGAUUGCAGGACGCUGGUUUCAAUUACCGGCGAAACAGGAAGGAUUUGUGGUCUUAGAACAAGAUGGUAGUUCUAUUGACGAAAAAGAAGGGGGUUCUUGUUCUGAACAAUUACAACAGAAAGGUUGGAAAAUUGAAGGAUCUAUACGUGCUAGUACUGAACUCUGGCAAUGGAUCGAGCAAAACGGCAUGAUUGAACAAGGAGAAAGUAAAAGAUUGCUAUUCGAUCCCAGCCCUCAUCUUAAAGAGAAUAUAUCAAUGAUUGAGGGUAACUUACGAAAAUCUGAAGCACGAGUGUUAGACGUUGGAUGCGGUUCCGGUAGAGACUUGGCUUGGUUAUGCUCGAGGGAAAGCAAAAUACGAUACAAAGUCACGGCUGUAGAUGCGGAAAAAAGAGCAAUCUAUAGAUUCUCGAGUCUAUUUGAAACACUUGGAUUGGAAGACCAUAUUGAACAUAAACAAAUCGCCAAGAUGGAUUCAGUAGGCAAAUGGAAAUGUUAUAAUAUGGAAGGAAAAAGAGAUAUUAAUAUCCCAGAUCUUUCGACCUCAGACCUUAUGAAAUUUUUUGAGACUUCGUCGACUACGAAGCCUGGAAAGCAAGAUGAAAAGUAUGACUUGGUUGUCCAAAUUCGAUUCUUGCACAGGUUACUCUUAACCCAAACUGAUCAAUUGCUUUGCGAUGAUGGUUUUUUGUUUCUUUGUACCUUUGUGAACGAUGGCAUUCAUGACUAUGAGUAUCCCAAAGGCCAAGAACACCGACUCGAACUGGGGGAGGCCGCACAACUCAUACGGUCUUCGUCUCCUUCUAUGAAAAUUUUAAAAGAAGAAGUCGGUUUUAUAGAAGAUGGCCGACCGGUUCAAGUUUUGCUUGCUCAGAAGCAAGCCAGUGUUCAUUAA
Molecule: messenger RNA, 1044 nt
Organism: Schizosaccharomyces octosporus yFS286
Lineage: Eukaryota; Fungi; Ascomycota; Schizosaccharomycetes; Schizosaccharomycetales; Schizosaccharomycetaceae
Exons: 1
Coding region: 1-1044 (347 amino acids)
Source: RefSeq, a predicted model, not a curated record